Messenger RNA from Naumovozyma dairenensis CBS 421, 474 nucleotides. RefSeq names its product E2 ubiquitin-conjugating protein MMS2 (gene MMS2). The transcript is spliced from 2 exons. Bases 1 to 474 code for a protein of 157 amino acids. The record is from RefSeq and is a predicted model, not a curated record. Gene Ontology annotation, cellular component: nucleus. Gene Ontology annotation, biological process: protein K63-linked ubiquitination; DNA damage tolerance. Lineage: Eukaryota; Fungi; Ascomycota; Saccharomycetes; Saccharomycetales; Saccharomycetaceae.
AUGUCAAACAUUCGACUUCGGGAAGAGAUAUGUUGUUUGUAUGUUAUGUUAUGUUAUUUUCAAUACAGUCCAAGAAGUUUUAGAUUACUUGAAGAAUUAGAAAAAGGUGAAAAGGGAAAAGGACCUGAAUCAUGCAGUUAUGGCCUGGCAGAUGGGGACGAUAUUACAAUGACGAAUUGGAAUGGGACAAUAUUAGGUCCGCCUCACAGUAACCAUGAGAAUAGAAUCUAUUCUGUUGCUAUUACAUGUGGUCCAAAUUAUCCUGAUGUCCCACCGACGAUAAAAUUCAUUUCAAAGAUUAAUUUGCCUUGUGUUGAUGAUGUAACGGGUGAAGUUAAAGCAAGUUCGUUCCAUACUUUACGUGAUUGGAAAAGAUCUUUCACUAUGGAGAAUUUGCUAUUAGAUUUAAGAAAAGAGAUGGCUACGCCAACGAACAAGAAAUUGAAGCAACCAGCGGAAGGUACUACUUUUUAA